AACAUCAAGGCCUUGCAGGUCGCCAGAGCCCACCCGCGCCUGGCCACUGCCGCCAAGCGUCUCCUGGUCACUGGCGAAGCCUCAGCCCGGACGACCAGGAGGGUGCAGAGGGCCUUUAGAGGCACCCCGCUAGCGAUGGGGAGCAGCGCUUUCUUGCGGAACACCGUAUUGAAUGGCCUCUUCCUCAGCAUGGAUGUCAGCAGCCUCCUGAAGGACUGGCAGGAGCUGAAGCAGGAAGCCAGGACCGAGUUGGCGGACUUGCUGAGGGCCAAGGCUGAGGAGCAGGAGAGAGAGCUGGCAGCACUCACCCAGCUCUAUGAGGAGCUGCAGAAACUCUUGCAGGAAAAAAGCCUUAGGAGCUCAUCUUCCAAGGAAGCCAAGGCGACUCUAACUCAGCCCCCAGCCCAGCAAGGGGAAGCAGGACCCCGGGCCGCAGGUGAGGCGGAGGCAGGCUAACAGCGGCUCUGAGGCAGGGUGGGGCGGGCUGGGGUGGCAGAGACAAUGCCUGGGACUUGCUGGUGGAAUUCCUCCCUGUGCUCCGUGGGUCCCGGGCACUGUCAGCUGGCGAGUGCUGUGAAGGUGGAGCUGUCCUCUCUCCUCCAUUGCCACCCCGUGUCUUCACUG
Messenger RNA from Myotis brandtii (Brandt's bat), 624 nucleotides. Its product is annotated as apolipoprotein L6. The record is from RefSeq and is a predicted model, not a curated record. Gene Ontology annotation, molecular function: lipid binding. The transcript is spliced from 2 exons. Lineage: Eukaryota; Metazoa; Chordata; Mammalia; Chiroptera; Vespertilionidae. Gene Ontology annotation, biological process: lipoprotein metabolic process; lipid transport. The annotation marks the transcript as partial. Gene Ontology annotation, cellular component: extracellular region; membrane.